AUGUCUAAAACAUAUGCUUUCGAUCCAGCCAAAGAUAUCCCUCCACUCGAUGGAAAGGUGAUACUCAUAACUGGCGCAAACACCGGCCUUGGUAAGGCCACUGCUAUUGAACUGGCCAAGCACUCACCUGCCCAUGUCUACAUCACCUCACGCAACUCCGCCAAAGGGAAUGCUGCUCUUGAGGAAGUCAAAAAGACAGCUAGUGAAGGCACAAAGGUCUCUCUCCUGGAGCUUGAUCUAUCCAGCUUCGAAAGCAUCAAGUAUGCAGCCGCCGAGUUCCUCAAACGAGAGGGCAGACUCGACGUUCUCUUGCUAAAUGCUGGAGUCAUGGGCGCUCCACCUACCCUUACCAAAGAUGGGUAUGAGAUGCACAUGGGAACCAACCAUCUCGGGCACGCCUUACUCCUUAAACUCAUCAAACCUGUCCUUGACAAGACCCCCGAUGCUCGUGCCGUCCAUCUCAGCUCUGCUGGAUUCCGUCACGUCGGGCCGACAGGUAUUGAGUUUGAUACUCUAAAGUCAGCUAAGAGUGAAACGGCUUUACCUUUACGAUACGCCCAAAGCAAACUUGCUUGCCUUCUCUAUGCUAGAGAAGCAGCCAAGCGAUAUCCCGGUUUCAAGAACAUAGCCAUCAACCCAGGCGAAGUUCAGACAGAACUUUUCACUCGCGAGCCUGGAGAUGACUUGAUGAAACACUUACAAGAGAAUGUGGCCCCUAAAGUCACCAUCCCUAUUUCGGAGGGAGUCAAGAAUCAUCUUUGGGCGACCACUUCACCGGAUAUUGAAAAUGGAGAGUUUUAUGAACCUGUUGGAAACACUGGUGGGUUGGAGGGACAUGGCUUGGAUGAUGAGAUGGCGACGAAGCUUUGGGAUUGGACGGAGGAGCAGCUGAAAGAACAGGUCUUGUAA
Messenger RNA from Fusarium tjaetaba, 909 nucleotides. Its product is annotated as alcohol dehydrogenase Bli-4. NCBI's taxonomy places the organism in Eukaryota, Fungi, Ascomycota, Sordariomycetes, Hypocreales, Nectriaceae. The transcript has a single exon. The record is from RefSeq and is a predicted model, not a curated record. Bases 1 to 909 code for a protein of 302 amino acids.